This is a messenger RNA of Chelmon rostratus (copperband butterflyfish), 3142 nucleotides long. It is a transcript of the gene mgat5b, whose product is annotated as alpha-1,6-mannosylglycoprotein 6-beta-N-acetylglucosaminyltransferase B. NCBI's taxonomy places the organism in Eukaryota, Metazoa, Chordata, Actinopteri, Chaetodontiformes, Chaetodontidae. Gene Ontology annotation, cellular component: Golgi apparatus. The coding region runs from base 252 to 2633 and encodes 793 amino acids. Gene Ontology annotation, molecular function: alpha-1,6-mannosylglycoprotein 6-beta-N-acetylglucosaminyltransferase activity. The transcript has 18 exons. The record is from RefSeq and is a predicted model, not a curated record. Gene Ontology annotation, biological process: protein N-linked glycosylation.
CCUGCUCAUUCCUCUGCAGGACCUGAAGGAGGACCAUCGACCCGCUGCUGCAGGACGCUCCGCCGGGAUUCCCGCUCAGGUUGUUGGCACGCGGCGCAGCUCGGAGCGCCGCCGCGGCUGGAAGUUGCCCGCCGUCAUCACGCGCUCAGUCACGCCUCGGGACUCCGGCCCAAAGUUAUGCUUUCGACGCUGGCUGCCACGCAGACCCGCACAAUGUCAAGGAGACCCGGCGCUUUCUGCGAGUGUGGAAAAUGACUGCGACCAGCUCCGACCUUUUCAUUAUGGUGAGGAGAUGCCUUCUCACUUUCAAACCAUUCAGGAUCUUUGUGGUGGGGAUUGGGUUCUUCAGCCUGUGCUUUCUAAUGACCUCUCUCGGGGGCCAGUUCUCUACCAAGAGACCCGGAGAUUCCCCCUUCACCGUGCGAGCCGAAGUGCUCGGUGGCCAAGAAUCUCGUGGGGUGCUGAGGAAAAUCAGUGACAUGCUGGAGGUCAUUAUGAAGAGGAUGGAUGCUCUGUCUAAACUGGGGAACACCACAGAAACCCACAGGCUGGACGAGCUCAGCUCGGCCCUGGACAGGAUUCAGCCUAUAGGGUUAGUGGAGCGGAUUCAGGCCAUAGCCCAGAACAUGUCCGACUUGGCAGUGAGGGUGGAGCAAAUCCUACAGCGCAGCAUUGCCAGCAACAGAGUUAGGGACGGAGCAUUAGGACAAUGCGAGACUCCUAAAGAUCCCCGUUAUCCGGACUGUGCCAGCAAGAUGGAUUGGAUGCGUGCUCGUUGGACCUCAGACCCUUGCUAUGCCUUUUAUGGCGUGGACGGCUCCGAUUGCUCCUUCCUCGUCUACCUGAGCGAGGUGGAGUGGUUCUGCCCCCCGCUGGCCUGGAGGAACCAGACUGCCACGCCCACCUUGAAGCCUCCGCCCAAGAGACAGGCUGUUUUCCAGUCUGACAUCGGGGCUCUGCUGGAGCAGGUGGGCACCGGGAAGGAGUCGCUGAGCUUCAUGAAGAGACGCAUACGCAGGCUGGCGGCACAGUGGGCCUCUGCUGCUCGCCGGCUGGAUGACAAGCUCCGCAGCCACUGGAGAGAGCAGAAAAGGAUUCUUGUUCAUGUGGGCUUUCUGACAGAGGAGUCUGGGGAUGUCUUCAGUCCCAAGGUGCUGAAGGGGGGUCCGCUGGGCGAGAUGGUGCAAUGGGCCGACAUCCUCACAGCCCUCCAUGUGCUGGGACACAAUCUCAAGAUCUCAGUUUCUCUCAAAGAGCUGCACGGGUUUCUGGGGGUCCCCCCAGGAAGAGGAAGCUGCCCUCUGACGGGUCCUCUGCCCUUUGACCUCAUCUAUACCGACUACCACGGCUUGCAGCAAAUGAAGCAGCACAUGGGUCUGUCACUGAGGAAGCACAAGUGCCACAUCCGGGUGAUUGACACCUUCGGCACCGAGCCUGCUUACAACCACGAGGAGUACGCCACCCUGCAUGGCUACAGAACCAACUGGGGCUACUGGAACCUCCACGGCCAGCAGUACAUGACCAUGUUCCCCCACACUCCUGAUAACUCUUUUAUGGGUUUUGUGGCGGAGGAGCUGAAUGAGACGGAGAGACUGAACAUUCAGCGGAACAAGGUGAACAAUAUGGCUGUUGUGUACGGCAAAGAAGCCAGCAUGUGGAAGCUUCAAGGAAAGGAAAAGUUCCUCUCCAUUCUGCAUCGCUACAUGGAGAUCCAUGGGACAGUGUACUAUGAGACCCAGCGUCCCCCAGAGGUGCCUGCCUUCGUCAAGAACCACGGACUGCUGCCUCAGCAGGAGCUGCAGCAGCUCCUCAGAAAGGCCAAGCUGUUCAUUGGAUUUGGCUUCCCCUAUGAAGGUCCCGCCCCUUUGGAGGCCAUAGCCAAUGGCUGCAUCUUCCUGCAACCCAAGUUUAAUCCCCCUCACAGCUCUCUCAACCAUGAGUUCUUUAGAGGGAAGCCCACCUCCAGGAAGGUGUCCUCUCAGCAUCCAUAUGCAGAGCAGUAUAUCGGCAGGCCGCAUGUCAUCACCAUCGACUUCAACAACUCUGAAGAGUUUGAUGCAACCAUCCGUGAGAUCAUGAGGAUCAAUGUGGAGCCGUUCCUGCCAUAUGAGUACACCUGUGAGGGGAUGCUUGAAAGAGUUCAUGCCUACAUUCAGAACCAGGACUUUUGCUCCCCCGAAGCUCCGUUUCCUCCUGUGAACUCGUCGGGGGCUUGGCUGGGCAGCCCUCCCAGUCCUUUCAUUCUGCUGCCAAACUCCAGCAUCCUAACCUGGGCCUCCAACACCAGCUACUACGCCUCCUGGCCGCCCCUCAGCGCACUGCGGCUCCUGGCUUCGCUGGAGGGCCAGUCGUGUGUGAUGGCGUGCCAGAGUGCAGGACUAAUCUGCGAACCCGCCUUGUAUCGUUUCAUCAACAUUAAGGAGGCCUUCAGCGCGCUGGAGUUGCAGUGUGAGGGGGUGGAGUUCGAGAUGAACCACCUCUUCCCCGCCUUCUCAGCAGAGCAUGCCGAAUGUGGCCUGCAGCAGGAUCCGCUGCUGUUCAGCUGCGCCGGCUCCAGCGCCAAGUACCAGCGCCUCUGCCCCUGCAGGGACUAUCGCAACGGCCAGGUGGCGCUGUGCAAGGACUGCCUAUGACCAGACGGGAACCCGCGGACGGAGACUCUUGUUUAAGGCACAAUCCCGGCUGUCCCGUGAGACUCCCUUUGAAAAGCAGAGUCCGCGGUGAAUCGCUGUAAAGCUUUGUUUUACAGAUCAGUGACUCUGCUCCCUUACCUCCGACUAAGGGCCCGGCUGCCAAAGUAGGUAUCACCUCUCAGGGAACUGCAUGAUUGUACUUUGAAUCUGGUGGGUUUAAAGGUUUACAUGGCUGCAUUAGGACCGCAAUCGUCACAGAGGUCAUGAUGAAAUGUGUCUUGUGAUGGACCGGUGACAUUAGUAAAGAAACCAUGGGCAAUCAAAAGGAGAGCUUUGCUGUUUCAAAUGCUUGAAUUCCACAAGUGUGUUUACUCAGUGUUGUGUGAGUAUGUACAGUAUCAUAGUGGAGUUUGGAUAUUUGUACUAGAUGCUCCCAAAGCCAUUUACACGGUGUUGAGAUGUACUAUUUUACAUGUCCUGUAAUGAAUACAUUUGUAUAUAAGUGUUGU